Messenger RNA from Fusarium poae, 5175 nucleotides. RefSeq lists its product as uncharacterized. NCBI's taxonomy places the organism in Eukaryota, Fungi, Ascomycota, Sordariomycetes, Hypocreales, Nectriaceae. Gene Ontology annotation, cellular component: nucleus; transcription repressor complex. The transcript has 8 exons. The record is from RefSeq and is a predicted model, not a curated record. Gene Ontology annotation, molecular function: nucleic acid binding; protein binding; catalytic activity. Bases 1 to 5175 code for a protein of 1724 amino acids. Gene Ontology annotation, biological process: negative regulation of transcription by RNA polymerase II; nucleoside metabolic process.
AUGGCGCGAACCAGGGAACUUCAACAGCAAUCUAUCGGCACUCACCUGGACUGCCCAGCUCAUCCUGUUCGACUUCGUGUGCUUCCAGAAGCAGGACGACGGCCGGCUGCCAAAGAAGAUGGAAUCAUCGCGGCCGCCCGUAGGCUGCAUAACGACCCAGAGCUACAGUUGCGUCGCCCUGGUCAGCGGGAUGCCAUGCUGGCGACCAUGGGUCCACGUGCACCUGAGCAGGUCAUCGUCGUUCUUGCAACGGGUUCGGGGAAGACAUUGGUAUUCAUGGUCGGAGCCACACUGGCGGGAGCUGAAACAACCAUCCUGAUCCUUCCCACUGUAGCCUUACGUGGUAAUAUGCUCGGGCGUCUUGAUAAAGUCGCGCUAAAGCACCAUAUCUGGCGCCCAGGCUCGAAGAAAUCAGCCCCCAUCGUUGUUGUAUCGGCCGAGGCAGCUUGUACAGAGGCGUUCCUAGAGUAUGCCAAUCGACUGUCUGGUAGACAGUGUCUAGAUCGGAUCGUGAUCGAUGAAUGCCAUCUCACGAUCACAGCAAGCUGUUACCGACGAAGUAUGUCGCAGCUAGCAUGGCACGUACGGCAGAUUCGUACACAGACUGUCUGGCUGACAGCGACACUACCACCAAUCUAUCAAGAGCUUUUCUUCGAGCACAAUAAGCUCGUGCGGCCGCAUAUCGUCAGAGAGUCAACAAAUCGUCCUAACAUCCGAUACAUCGUCCAGCAAGAACGUGGGCUAGGCAAUCUAUGUGAGCAGGCAGCUUGUCUUGCACAGUCUUGCUGGACCCGGACAGACCUGUUCAAGAGCGAGCGGGACCGGGUCAUUAUAUACUGCCCGACGAAGGAUCUCGUGGCAGAGCUUGCUGACAUGCUCGGCUGUCCGUCCUACACAGCCGAGUCCGGCACAGAAGAAGAGAAGAUGGCGAUCAUAGAGCGAUGGCUAACGGCAGCCGAUUCGCCCAUCAUCGUGGCGACGUCAGCGCUGGGUCCUGGGUUUGACUACCCUCAUAUUCGAUUGGUCAUUCACGUCGAUGCCCCGAGCCUUCUGACGGAUUUCUCUCAGGAGUCAGGUAGAGCGGGUCGGGAUGGCGAAGUAGCCGAGUCGAUCGUUUUACUUAGUGCAGCCUGGCAGCCGCAGUUAGGUCGACCUGUAGCAGCAGACAAAGAGGCCAUGCAACUGUAUCUUUUGCAGGAAUACUGCUCGCGCGGGGUCUUGAGCCAAUUCCUUGAUAGCAAACCUGACUGGCGGUGGUGCAUGGAGGGCGAUGAGCUCUGUAGCGUUUGUCCCGAGCAUCACGUGCAAUGCCGACCGCCUACCCUAGAGUUCCAUCUACCACGGCCCCUACGUGAUGAGACUGAAGCCGGACAGGACGGGGACAACGGCAGCGGUGACGUUGCCGUUAGUGAUGAUCUUUACUGGACCUGCCGAGGUGCUCCAUCAGGACCAAAAGGAAAAUCGUUUGAGCAUACCGUAACAGCUUGUGCUCGACGUUUUGAUUGGAUUCGAGCUAAGCAAAAGCACUUCGAGACUGCCAGAGCAAGAAGAAGGAAUGGAUGGACCGGCACGCUGUGUGCUGGAAGUGUUACCAGCCGCAAGAGAUCUGCCGAGCUGCGGAUCCAGAGUAAAUACAUCGAGGCGCGCUUUUCAUAUCAGACAACACGGCUUUGGCAAACUGCCUUGAGACGCACGCCAGUACGGAACGAACAACGCGGUGAGGCGCGUGUUGACCCACCUCAUCCGUACCUUCCCAUCGAUCCGCCUUGGUUUGAUGGUGGGAAUCGGAGGCGGGUGCCGGGCAAGGUCGACAUGCGUUUGGGCGACGUCGUUGUCGGGACGAGGGUGGUGCAGUACGAUCUAGGGAAGACUAUCGGAGACGGACAGAUCCAACGCACUGCGAUCCCGAAGAGCCCGCAUCACCUGCUUGGCACGGCCGUGUCGUCCCUACAAGCAAGGCAUGAACGAGACAGCAGCCGAAUCCUACUCAUAUUAGAGGAAAAGUUCGACGAAGACUCCCCGUACCGCCGCCCGACUACAGCGGACCGCCUCUUCUCCUCGACGUAUGAGCAUACCUCGCCAUCACCUAGUUGCGAUGGAUGCGACCGUUCGAAGCUGGUACCACGAAACAGGCGGAGCACGGAUAACCCGGUGAUUCACUAUGGAACGAUCGCUUCAGGGAACCAAGUCAUGAGGAACGGCAUCCAACGAGACAACAUCGCUCGACAGCUGGACGCCAUCUGUUUUGAGAUGGAGGCUGCCGGUCUGAUGGAUAUCCUCCCUUGCCUACCGAUUCGGGGAAUCUGCGACUACUCGGACUCUCACAAGAACAAGGAAUGGAGAUAUGCCGCGGCUGCCGCGGCUGCAUACACAAGGGAACUAGUGGCGGUGCUACCCGUCGUCGACGUUCCCAACCCUUAUAAACUAAGUUCAGUGCAAGAUGAUGGGGACAAGCAAUGCAUGAAAGACUUGCGCGAGACUGACCCUCGCGACGACAAGACACGCAUCCAAGAUACAAAGGGCGGCCUGCUCAGGGACUCUUACCGCUGGAUCCUCGAUAACGACGACUUCCAGCAAUGGCGUGAUAAUCCGCAGAGCCAGUUGCUCUGGAUCAAAGGUGACCCCGGUAAGGGCAAGACGAUGCUGCUAUGUGGUAUCAUCGACGAGCUGGAGAAGGAACCCGGCAAUCGCCUGUCUUAUUUCUUCUGCCAGGCCACCGAGGCACGACUGAGUAAUGCGACGGCCGUGCUGCGCGGUCUGAUCUACCUUCUAGUCGUCCAACAGCCGUCGCUCAUCUCGCAUGUUCGGAAGAAACACGACCAUGCGGGCAAGCAGCUUUUCGAGGACGGGAAUGCCUGGGAAGCCUUAUCCAAGAUCCUCACGGCCAUGCUUAAUGACCCGGGCGUGGAUGGUGCGAUCCUGAUUGUUGAUGCCCUCGAUGAAUGCAAGACAAAUCGCCAUCAGCUUCUCGACUUCAUCACUAAACCUUCCCGCGUCAAGUGGAUCGUCUCUAGCCGUAACUGGCCGGACAUUGAGGAGAAACUGGACAAUUUGGAGCAGAAAGUCAGGCUGCGCCUUGAGUUGAACAAGGACUCAAUCUCCAAAGCUGUCAAUAACUACAUCGGAUACAAGGUGAACCGACUGGCAGGUCUUAAGAAAUACGACAAGGAAACAGGAGACGCUGUUCAACGUCUUGAUCCUCUCUAUAAGCGAAUGGUGGAACAUAUGAGCGAUUCGAAAGAUGCAGAUCGUUGCAAAGAGAUCCUCGCUCUUGCUUCGGUCGUAUACCGACCCAUCACCCUAGACGAGUUAAAGGCUCUUGCCCAGUCGCUCGAAGAUCUCGACCAGGAUGAGUUGGAAGAAAUCAUCGAUUCCUGUGGUUCUUUUCUGACUCUUCGAAACGGCGUCAUCUACUUUGUGCAUCAAUCAGCCAAAGAUUUCCUGCUCAAGAACGCGUCAAAACAAAUCCUACCUUCUGGCAUUGCGCACCAGCACUAUGCCCUCUUCUCGAGUCUCAACACGCCAGGAUUCUCCAUUGAUCAGGUCUCACCGACUAAUCCCGACCCAUUAUCCCCAAUUCGAUAUUCAUGCGUCUACUGGGUUGACCAUCUUCACGACUCAGAUGUCGCAGAAGUCAACGACAUUCUACGGGAUAACGGCAACGUCCAUGUAUUCAUCCAGAAGAAGUACUUGUAUUGGCUGGAAUGUCUUGGUCUGCUACGAAGCAUAUCGGAGGGAACCAAGGCGGUACACAAGCUCGAGGCUUUAGUGAAAAUCGCGGGAGCGCAGAAACUGACAGAACUACUUCGAGAUGCGCGCCGAUUCAUUCUUUCUCAUGCUCGCGCCAUCGAGAUUGCUCCAUUGCAGGCUUAUGCGUUCGCACUCGUGUUCAGUCCUGAACACAGUCUCACCAGAGAGCUCUUUAAGAAGGAGGAGCCGGAUUGGAUGGUAUUGAAGCCAAGAAUGGAGGCAGAUUGGAACGCUUACGAGAAGACGCUUGAGGGCCAUGGCGAUUCGGUGACGUCGGUGGUGUUCUCGGCAGAUGGCCAGCGUCUUGCAUCUGGCUCAGAUGAUAAGACAGUCAAGAUCUGGGACGCGGCCACGGGCGUAUGCGAGCAGACCCUCGAGGGCCAUGGCGAUUGGGUGAGGUCGGUGGUGUUCUCGGCAGAUGGCCAGCGUCUUGCAUCUGGCUCAGGUGAUAACACAGUCAAGAUCUGGGACGCGGCCACGGGCGCAUGCGAGCAGACUCUCGAGGGCCAUGGCUGGUCCGUGACGUCGGUGGUGUUCUCGGCAGAUGGCCAGCGUCUUGCAUCUGGCUCAGGUGAUAACACAGUCAAGAUCUGGGACGCGGCCACGGGCGCAUGCGAGCACUCGGAGGGCCAUGGCGAUUGGGUGAGGUCGGUGGUGUUCUCGGCAGAUGGCCAGCGUCUUGCAUCUGGCUCAGGUGAUAACACAGUCAAGAUCUGGGACGCGGCCACGGGCACAUGUGAGCAGACGCUCGAGGGCCAUGGCUAUUGGGUGAGGUCGGUGGUGUUCUCGGCAGAUGGCCAGCGUCUUGCAUCUGGCUCAGGUGAUAACACAGUCAAGAUCUGGGACGCGGCCACGGGCGUAUGCGAGCAGACGCUCGAGGGCCAUGGCGAUUCGGUGAUGUCGGUGGUGUUCUCGGCAGAUGGCCAGCGUCUUGCAUCUGGCUCAGGUGAUAACACAGUCAAGAUCUGGGACGCGGCCACGGGCGCAUGCGAGCAGACUCUCGAGGGCCAUGGCGAUUGGGUGAGCUCGGUGGUGUUCUCAGCAGAUGGCCAGCGUCUUGCAUCUGGCUCAGAUGAUAACACAGUCAAGAUCUGGGACGCAGCCACGGGCGCGUGCCUGCAGACGCUUAGCGUUAGCAGAGUGUUAUAUCACCUUUCAUUUGAUCCAAGGACAAAUUCUCUCCUCUAUACCGACAUUGGACUCCUAAACCUAUAUCACCCGGCUCUACCGCCUGCCGUUGAUGAUAGGUCGACUGAAAUAACCUUACGGGGUGUUCGCCAUUCUGGUUGGGGCAUAAGCACCAGCGGUGCAUGGAUUGUUCAAGAUGGAAAGGAGAUGCUUUGGCUACCUCCGGACUAUCGAGGGUGGAAACCGCUGUUGCUGGAUCAACUGUCGCUAUCGGCUGUCGAUCAGGUCGUGUGCUAG